This is a messenger RNA of Racocetra persica, 927 nucleotides long. Lineage: Eukaryota; Fungi; Glomeromycota; Glomeromycetes; Diversisporales; Gigasporaceae. The record is from the annotation of a GenBank genome assembly.
AAUUGUCGCCAGCAACGUCCAUAUAUGAUGUUGAUAAUGCUACUGACAAUCAAAAAUUGGAUACCCCUUCAUUAUCUGAUCCUCCUUUGUCACCAAUGGUUCCAUCCCUAAAAAAAGGCCUUGAAGAACAAAAGCGUGAUAGAGAAUUUCGAUUAUUAUACAAUUUACCUUCAUCUGAGCAUUUAAUGCAAGAAUGUGCUUGUGAUUUUUCAAUAUCUGAAGUGAAAGAAUUUUGGUCUGGUAAACUUCAGCUUUCUGAAGCUUACCUAGCUUUUGAAUCUACUGAUGGAAAAGGUUGUUGCUUAAUAAUACCAUUAUAUACUGUACGAAGAGUUGAACGUGUUAAUAGCAAGACCCAUAAUCUUGUUUUAUCUGUAUUAAAUUGGCAUCAAAUGAAAACUAUAUUCCAAUUCAAUGCCACAAAAUCUACUUGUGAAAAGUUUUGUAAUACUCUCAAAAAUAAUCUUAAAAAUCAACUUCGUCAUAUGAAGUCUUUACGACCUUUUUUAAGUACUUGUUUUUCCGAAGUUUUAUUAAUUGAUCCAAAAAAGGAACUUUCUACUGGAGGUUUGGGUUUGACUUUUGGAUUUCCUGGUGAAAUAUGGGAGUUAUGUUCUGGUGCAAUAUACCUAAGAUUCGUGAACAACGGGUUGUAUGAUAGAUUGCAUAAGGAAUAUGCUGGCAAAGUGACUCUCUCCACUGAAGAAAUCGAAAAAGAUUUAAACAGAUCUCUUCCCGAAUAUCUAGCAUAUCAAUCACCAGAAGGCAUUAAUAGAUUGAGACGUGUACUGACCGCUUAUUCUUGGAAAGAUCCAGAAUUAGGCUAUUGCCAAGCAAUGAAUAUUGUCGCAUCUGCUAUAUUAAUUUAUAUGAGUGAAGAACAAGCGUUUUGGAUUUUGAGCGUAUUAUGUGACAGAAUGUUACCCG